This is a messenger RNA of Oncorhynchus masou masou (cherry salmon), 1097 nucleotides long. RefSeq names its product CTD nuclear envelope phosphatase 1A-like. NCBI's taxonomy places the organism in Eukaryota, Metazoa, Chordata, Actinopteri, Salmoniformes, Salmonidae. Gene Ontology annotation, molecular function: phosphoprotein phosphatase activity. The coding region runs from base 243 to 1097 and encodes 284 amino acids. The transcript is spliced from 8 exons. The record is from RefSeq and is a predicted model, not a curated record.
ACUUAUGGCGGCACUGUCCAAUUCCUGAUUUCUUUGAAAGUUGCGUUGACGGCGUUUAGUUGGGACCUUUGCCAUAUUUCGUAAACCAACUUAUUUAUCAACGAAACUAAGCAAGUGGAGUGUGGCGAAAGUGAGAUUUGAACUGAGCCCACGAUUGCCAUUGGCCAGUGUCUACUCGACCUGCAGUUUCGGGAGGGAAGAGGCUGGGGUCCCGACUCAACUGGAGUCGCUCGGGUUGUACCAUGCUGAAGACCCGUCACCGCUUACUUGGCAUUCACACUUUCGUCGGAGUUACAUCUAGAAUAUGGGGGUUUAUUCUGUACAUACUCAGGAAGCAUUUACGGACGAUAAUCCAGUACCAAACGGUGCGUUAUGACACACUACCUCUGUUGCCUGUGUCCAGAAACAGACUCAAUGCAGUCAAGAGGAAGAUUCUGGUGCUGGACCUUGACGAGACCCUAAUCCACUCCCACCCUGAUAGGUUGGUUAGACCCAAAGGGAGACCCAAAGUGAGACCAGGCACUCCACCAGACUUCAUCCUAAAGGUGGUGAUCAACAGACAUCCUGUCAGGUUUUUAGUACAUAAAAGACCGCAUGUGGACUUCUUCUUAGAAGUGGUUAGUCAGUGGUAUGAGCUGGUGGUUUUCACGGCCAGUAUGGAAAUAUAUGGCUCAGCCGUGUCUGACAAGCUAGACAGAGACAUCCUUAAACGAAGAUACUACAGACAGCACUGUACAUUGGAUCUGGGUAGCUAUGUUAAAGAUCUUUCUGUGGUGCACAAUGAUCUAUCUAGCAUAGUCAUCCUAGACAACUCGCCUGGAGCCUACCGCAUCCACCCUGGUUCACCUCAGAUGUCCGAUCCGUCCUCAGUCGAAAACUCCAUCCGCAUCGGCUAUGGGGAUUUGUCCAUCAGGGCUAGUAUCAGCACCUCCACUUCCUCUCUUUUUAGAAUGCCCUUUCUCCUGAUUUGCACGACCCCUUCCUCUGCUCUGCCCACAUCUCUCAAUCUCCAUGGUGUGACCCUUUUUAAGAAGAGGGAGGAGAAAAACUGGGGGCCACAAAUACAGAGGGGGAGGGGAGGGGGGGGGGGGCGCUAG